UGAGUGACUUCUCCAAAAAAAGUGUCUUAGUUCGCCGUCACCUGAGCACUGUCCCUGCUCUAAGGAGGCGACAGGCAAGCUUCGCGCUUUUUUCUUUUUACUUCAGCACCUCGUCCUCACCUCUUGGCUUGCUUGUGCCGCCAUUGGGAUCGGAGCCGUCUCUCUCUGAAGAAUCUGUCCGAAAUUGAGCUCUCUGUUCUUUGCUUUUCCCAGUCACGGGGCCGAACCGGGUUGGCCCCGGGUGAGGCCUCUUGACCAUGGCUUCCCUCUUCAAGAAGAAGACUGUGGAUGAUGUAAUAAAGGAGCAGAAUCGAGAGUUGCGAGGUACACAGAGGGCUAUUAUCAGAGAUCGAGCAGCUUUGGAGAGACAAGAAAAACAACUGGAAUUAGAAAUUAAGAAGAUGGCUAAGAUUGGCAAUAAAGAAGCUUGCAGAGUUUUAGCCAAACAGCUUGUACAUCUACGGAAACAGAAGACAAGAACUUUUGCUGUAAGUUCAAAAGUCACUUCUAUGUCCACACAAACAAAAGUGAUGAAUUCCCAGAUGAAGAUGGCUGGAGCAAUGUCUACUACAGCAAAAACAAUGCAGGCAGUUAACAAGAAGAUGGAUCCUCAAAAGACAUUACAAACAAUGCAGAAUUUUCAGAAGGAAAAUAUGAAAAUGGAAAUGACUGAAGAAAUGAUCAAUGACACACUUGAUGACAUCUUUGAUGGCUCUGAUGAUGAAGAAGAAAGUCAAGAUAUUGUGAACCAAGUUCUUGAUGAAAUUGGAAUUGAAAUCUCUGGAAGGAUGGCUAAAGCUCCAUCAGCUGCCAGAAGCUUACCAUCAGCCUCUACUUCAAAGACUACAAUCUCUGAUGAAGAGAUUGAACGGCAACUCAAAGCAUUAGGAGUGGAUUAGUUAAAAAAAUAGUAUAUUAUUUUUAUCUUAUUUACGAUUAUUUAGGAUGAAGCAGACAUCAGAUUCUUUUUACAAAACAUAUUUUGCAGAAAUGAGAAAAUGAGACCAUGAACAGUUGUUUCCUAACCCAUGGCUAUUUUGAAUCUUCUGCCAAAGAAUAUCAAUGAUGCAAAAUGGGAACAAUUUGGAUUUUAGUCAGAAAAAUUUAGAAGUUAUAUAUAAAAAGUUGACUUCUGCAUGGCACAAAGAAAUUAUACUCAAUACUCUUACUUCACAGGGUAUUUAUGUUAUAAUUCUUUUUACACUGAACACAAUCUUGUAAAAUGCCAGCAGAUACCAAUUUAGACAUGUAAAAAUAUUAAAAGUAUAUAAUUAACUCUGUAUCUAUUGUUUUCCUUUGUAAGCAGUUAUGUGUUGUGGCCAUAAGUGUUCUGUUGCCAAAUCAUUUUUAAAUGAUCUAAAAGAAAGUGCUAUUUAAACAUCUGUCUUAACCAGAAA
Molecule: messenger RNA, 1397 nt
Organism: Suncus etruscus (white-toothed pygmy shrew)
Lineage: Eukaryota; Metazoa; Chordata; Mammalia; Eulipotyphla; Soricidae
Gene: CHMP2B
Product: charged multivesicular body protein 2B
Exons: 6
Coding region: 258-899 (213 amino acids)
Biological process (GO): protein transport; late endosome to vacuole transport; endosome transport via multivesicular body sorting pathway
Cellular component (GO): ESCRT III complex; multivesicular body
Source: RefSeq, a predicted model, not a curated record